GGUAAUAACGCAGCUGGCAAUUGCCCAAUACAAUCCAUCCGAAAUCUGAUCUUCAUUAAUAAUUAAAUUUCAUACGAAAUACAAUAACUAAAAAAUCGACUCAUAAACUGCUGUCCGCCGAGUUCAUACAUACCUCAUAAUAACAUAACAAUAGUUGGCCAUAAUGCUAAUAAUUUACCUUGCUCUUGUAUAUUCGCUAAUUGUAGCUGUAUGUGCCAAUACCGAAAAGGCAAUCUUCUUAGGACCACCUACAGCUAGUAUCCCCCUUUCCCAUCCGACCCUGGGCGACUUACACGUCGAUACCCUCACACCUACUAAUGGGGCGAUACGGACCCAUGUCGAGGCCCAAUUUCCCAAUAUCUCGUUGCCGCAUGGCAAAGCUACUUGGCUCGUUCUGGAUGAGCUGACUGAGGGUCAGCGUUACGAAGUGAGAGUAUGCUGGGCUGCAACCCAACCUACCGAGUUUAGAGUCGCCACCUAUGAGCUACAAACCCUCCUAGAGACCCCAGAACUAUUAUCUAAGCUCUCAGAGUACUCACAGUUCCGUCGGUCUCUAGAUGAUGAUCCUAGAUCCCAAUCUAGGUCCACCGGAGGCGCCCAAGCGCUAAGGUCUGAGAGGAAGACAUCAGUCCUUUUCCUCCAAAUUCUAGCUGCGGCAGAUUACUACACAAUGAACAAGACGCUAAUGAAAGAUGUUCCACCGGUUCAUGUGGAUAUCAUUCUCGAUCCCUUUGUCUUCGGCUUACUUCCUCGUUCACUAUUACCAACUGUAGGCUAUGUUAUCGUGGUAGCCAUCGCAUCGUGGUUUAUCGCACGAUAUAUCUCAGUACGCAUUCGCAACCUAGCAGCAGAAACAACACCCGAGAAGAAAAUUCAGUGACGUGGUAAAAAAGACUUCAGCCACGGCCUCUUAUAUUUGCCUUCUAGAUCCAAACGAAAGCAUCACCUAGUCCUAAUCAUCAUAACUCGUAAUACGCG
This is a messenger RNA of Daldinia loculata, 978 nucleotides long. RefSeq lists its product as uncharacterized. The transcript has 2 exons. Lineage: Eukaryota; Fungi; Ascomycota; Sordariomycetes; Xylariales; Hypoxylaceae. Gene Ontology annotation, cellular component: mannosyltransferase complex; endoplasmic reticulum membrane. Gene Ontology annotation, molecular function: mannosyltransferase activity. Gene Ontology annotation, biological process: GPI anchor biosynthetic process. The coding region runs from base 164 to 880 and encodes 238 amino acids. The record is from RefSeq and is a predicted model, not a curated record.